Messenger RNA from Venustampulla echinocandica, 999 nucleotides. RefSeq lists its product as uncharacterized. NCBI's taxonomy places the organism in Eukaryota, Fungi, Ascomycota, Leotiomycetes, Helotiales, Pleuroascaceae. Gene Ontology annotation, cellular component: cytosol. Bases 1 to 999 code for a protein of 332 amino acids. Gene Ontology annotation, molecular function: aldose reductase (NADPH) activity. The transcript is spliced from 2 exons. The record is from RefSeq and is a predicted model, not a curated record.
AUGGCUUCCGCUUCGCCUCAAACCGACCUGCUGCUGCCUUUCACCCCAAACAGCCACCCGGAAGUCAAAAUCCCGAAACUCAUCUACGGGACAGCAUGGAAGAAAGAGCAAACGGCGGACCUGGUAUAUGAAGCCAUCAAGGCGGGUUUCCGAGCCUUCGAUACUGCAGCUCAGCCUCGUCAUUAUCAAGAAGGACUAGUGGGGGAAGGGAUCCGGAGGGCGAUUGAAGAGGGCAUCGUGACGAGAAAGGACCUCCAUAUCCAAACCAAAUUUAUAACCCCGCAAGGCCAAUCUCUAGAUAAUAUGCCCUACCGCUUGGCCUCGCCCCUCCCGGAACAAAUAGAGAAAUCACUUGCUUCGUCACUCUCACACUUUACAUUUUCUUCUCCUUCAGAUUCCUCACCAGAGGGAAAUGCGGAAAAACCAUACAUCGACACAUUCAUCCUGCACUCCCCCCUCGCCACUGUUGACCUGACCCGCCAAGCCCUCACGCAACUCGCAACCCACAUACCAUCCCGCAUCCGCUCUCUAGGUAUAUCUAACAUCGACCUCCCCACGCUUCAUCCCCUCGUAGUCUCAUCUAACCUCCCUGCUCUCCCUUGCGUGGUGCAGAACCGAUUCUACUCCUCAACAGGCCACGACGUCUCUCUACGCUCCUUCUGCCGCUCUCACGGUAUCCUAUAUCAGUCUUUCUGGACACUUACCGGCAAUCCUAGCUUACUGCAGAGCAAGCCCGUUGGAGAUCUGGCGGUGAAGGUAACCGAGAGGGGUGUUGUUAAGGAUGAGAAAGAAGGAAGGAUCCUUGCGCUAUAUGCGUUGGUUAGUAUGGGCUUGCGCGGUAUUAGCGUUUUGGAUGGUACGACGAAUAUGGAGCAUAUGGUUAGUGAUCUUGAGGGAUUGAAGGCCAUGCGCGGUUUAGUUGCUCCUGGAGGGGAAUGGGAGACUGAAUGGAAGAACUGGGUGGAGGAGUUUUGUGACCUAAUUAGUGAGUCGCCGUGA